AUGAAUAACGCGUUUUAUAUGGCCCAAGCUCAGCAGAUGCUGGGAAAUAAUAUAAUGAAUCCUCAACAACAACAAAAAUGGAUGGAAAAACCUCUUGGUGAUCCCAGUGGACUUGCUUAUUUAAAACCAUUAGAUGCAUUAUUAGCAAAACAAGUUGUUUCUCUUACUGAAAUGAUGAUUGGACUUCCAACUCAAGCUAAAUUUGGAAUAUUUAAUGAUAAAGGUGAACAAGUUUAUUAUGCAUUUGAAGAAUCUGAUAUUUGUCAACGUCUAUAUUGUCCUAAGACUCGUAAAUUUGAUCUUCAUAUUGUUGAUAGUACAAAUCAAGAAAUAAUACGAAUUAAACGAGAAUUUAAAUGUUGUUCCGGUUGUUGUUGGUGUGCUUGUUGUGAGGGAUGUAGUCAAGAAGUAACUGUUGAAUCACCUCCAGGAACUGUCAUAGGCUUUGUUUCACAAGAAUGUAGUUGCUGGCGUAUGCAUUAUAUUCUUAAAGAUGCUUCACAAACUCCAAUAUUAAAGAUUGUCGGUCCUGGAUGUAUUUGUGAUGGUCCUUAUACUUGUUGUUGUGAAAAUAAAUUUACAUUAUAUGGUACUGAUGGAAUAACAGAAAUCGGAGCUAUUCAUAAGAAAUAUCGUGGAUUUAUUGCUGAAGCUAUGACAUCGGCUGAUAACUUUGCUAUUCGAAUACCAAUGGAUAUGGAUGUAAAAAUGAAAGCUGUCGCACUCGGUGCUUUAUUUUUAAUUGAUUUUGAACAUCAACCUGUUGAUCUCUAUGUACCAUCGAAUAAAACUAAUUUUUCCAAUCAAUUUCAACGAAAAGAAUUAUGUAAACUAAUUGAAGCUCAUGUGCCGACAUAUAUACGUACAGAAAAAUCCAGUGACAUCUUCAAUCAACUUAAAACUGAUAAACUUAUCAAUGGAAAAAAUUUACUUGAACAAUUUCAUACAUUAAUAACAUCGGAUAGCCAAAAGGAAACUAAUGAAUAUCUUGAACGUACGAUAUCAAUGGGUUUUAUUGAUUCUAAUGGUAUACUAACUGAUUUGGUUAAAUCGAAUUAG
Messenger RNA from Adineta steineri, 1059 nucleotides. NCBI's taxonomy places the organism in Eukaryota, Metazoa, Rotifera, Eurotatoria, Adinetida, Adinetidae. The record is from the annotation of a GenBank genome assembly.